Photinus pyralis (common eastern firefly) is the source of this 836-nucleotide messenger RNA. RefSeq names its product carboxypeptidase D-like. Gene Ontology annotation, molecular function: metallocarboxypeptidase activity; zinc ion binding. Gene Ontology annotation, biological process: proteolysis. The coding region runs from base 140 to 820 and encodes 226 amino acids. The record is from RefSeq and is a predicted model, not a curated record. The transcript is spliced from 2 exons. Lineage: Eukaryota; Metazoa; Arthropoda; Insecta; Coleoptera; Lampyridae.
CUAAUCUCUGACGUCAUGUCAACUGGGUUAGAGAUUUGACGUUUCAUUUCAAGGAAAACACAAAUCGCAAAGCGACUGCCAAGCAAUACAAUAUGGAAUUGUAAAUGCAACAAAGGAAAAUAAGUUCAGCAAUUCCGUAAUGUUUCGUAAACUAGCAAUAACGAUUGUGAUAUUAAUUAUAAGUGAAUCCCAUUCCAAACCUUCACCAGACAAUGGGGAAGUCUUCCUAACCAAUCCUCGCUACUUAAACUAUGACGAUUUGACGACGCUCUUCGAGAAGUUCGUCGAGGACUACCCGCACCUGGCCAAGCUGCACAGCGCCGGUAAGUCGGUGAGGCACCGAGAUCUGUGGGCUUUGGAGAUAAGCAGCGACGUCGGUAACCGUCCGCUACUCACCCCGAUGUUCAAAUUCGUCGCCAACAUGCACGGAGACGAGACCGUCGGUCGACAAUUGCUGAUCUAUCUCGCCGAGUACUUGCUGACCAAUUACGGACGCGACGAGCGCGUGACGAAGCUCGUCAACGGUACAGACAUCUACCUGAUGCCGUCGAUGAAUCCGGACGGUUUCGAGAAUUCCGAGGAGGGCGAGUGCGAGUCGAAGCCGAAAUACGUCGGGAGAACGAACGAGAAUGCGGUCGACCUGAAUAGGGAUUUUCCCGAUCAGUUCGACGGGUCGAUACGUGCCGGCACUAUUUUGUCCGGUCGCCAGCCGGAGACGAUCGCCAUGAUGACUUGGAUUAUAUCGAGGCCGUUCGUGCUGUCGGGGAAUUUGCAUGGGGGCGCAGUCGUCGCUAGUUACCCUUAUGAUGAUUCGAAGUAAGUUCAGUCUUAGAGUU